Molecule: messenger RNA, 1476 nt
Organism: Ramularia collo-cygni
Lineage: Eukaryota; Fungi; Ascomycota; Dothideomycetes; Mycosphaerellales; Mycosphaerellaceae
Exons: 2
Coding region: 1-1476 (491 amino acids)
Source: RefSeq, a predicted model, not a curated record
AUGGCGCACGGCUUGACCUUGAGAUACGUGGGCGUUGGUGCUGUCUUGUUUGCCCUCCUUUUGUUUUAUUUCCUGCAAGCAUCAGCGAGUGUUCCUACUCCAGUUGGAUCAAAAGAACUCUACGCUUUCUACGGACUUCAGUAUCCACAUGAUGGUGCAGUUGAACAACCCGUAGAGCUGGAACCGCCCACAGCCAAUCCGGAUUCUGUACCAGGUCCUCAGUUGCCAGCAGAAGCUCUUGCUCUCCCUCCUCAACCAGAGAAUCCGUCGAUACCACAGCAACCGGCCUUGAACACACCAGCGUUACCGAUCGAUGCUUUGGGGCAAAUAAACGACAUUUUAACAGAAGCGCAAUGCAGUGAAGCGUUUCCAGAUCUGUACGAUCCAAUCGAUCAGUCCAUUGGUCAUUGGUUUCUUAGCCAGCAUAGGAUCACUUCCGAAGACGUUGACAUAUCAUGGCGAUCAGAUCCGAGUCUACAUAUGCCUGGGGGCGCAGUUCGAUUUAUGAUUCACAAGAACGAAAUGAGAAUAUUGGAGACGAGAGGUGCUAUUGGUGCCAUGGGAUAUCACGAUCGAGUAACUGGUAUCUUGAACUUGAUUCAGCGCGCGCUCAAUUCUGCUACUGCCGGUGGGGAGACUUUGCCAACCAUUGAGGCUUCCUUUGUAGUACAGGACAUCGCAGACCCUCCAACACCGGACGGCACCCAUUCCUUCUGGACGAUGACUGCCAACAAGGACAACGUGACCCACGAGCGUCUCUGGCUAUUCCCCAACCACGACUUCUGGGGCGACGCGGUCUGGGGAAGCUAUGACGACGCUCGACGAAAAGCCAAAGACCAGGACGGCGCUUUUAUCGACAAGAUUCCUUCGGCAGUAUGGCGUGGAAAUCCCUUCUGGAACAUGGAACUGCGGCAGCCCAUGAUCGACAUUGCGAAAGAUCAACCCUGGGCGGAUGUCAUACCUUUGAAAGCCGAUCAGAAGGAGAACACUUUACUAGCAUCCGAAUACUGCAAAUAUGCAAUGACCAUUCAUACAGAAGGUGUCAGCUAUUCCGGACGACUUACCCAGCUUCUACUAUGCGACUCCCUCCCAAUCGUGCACGACCUGGAAUGGAGGACGCAUUACACUCAUCUUCUAAAAGACCACGGUCCGGAUCAGAAUUAUGCUUCUGUCAGGAGAGAUUGGUCGGAUCUGGAAUUCGUGACGAAGUAUUAUCUCCAACACCCUGAUGAGGCUGAGAAGGUCAUCGCCAACACCGUGGCGACUUUCAGGAAUAAGUAUCUGACUCGCGCGGCUACGUCUUGCUAUAUUCGAAAAUUGAUCAAGGGGUAUGGUUCUGUGGCUUUUGAGCCGCGGGUUGCACGACGGAGAACUCAAGGCGGCGUGAGAAGAUUGAGGGGGAUGGCGUAUGAGGCUUUUCAGCAGUUUAUGUUGCGUGAUUAUGAGGGUGACGAGGAGGAUAGAGAGGAUUCUUAG